Molecule: messenger RNA, 1610 nt
Organism: Folsomia candida
Lineage: Eukaryota; Metazoa; Arthropoda; Collembola; Entomobryomorpha; Isotomidae
Product: zinc finger protein 708
Exons: 2
Coding region: 324-1460 (378 amino acids)
Source: RefSeq, a predicted model, not a curated record
CCAAGUCAUCUCUCGUCCGAGAGACCAACGAGCUCUCCAGCAAGCAAGAGCUCACCUCCUUUUUCCAGAAAUUUCCUCAAAGUUUCAAUAUUUUCACCCAGUUUACAUCGAGAAAAAGAGAGCAGAACGUCGUAAAGGAAAGAAAGCAGGACGAGCUGAGUGAAUGUCUCUUGACAAUUGGGAAGAAGCUGACAAUUGGGAAAGUUCGACGAGAGAAAACUUUUUCACUCCAAAAACACGUCCAAAUUUGAAAAACGAACCGUUGAGAAAGGCUUCUUAGCGGGGCAACUUCCGAGUUGGACGACACGUUCCAGUUGGACAAGAUGGUUUUCCAUCAGAAGUUGCUCGUCCCCACAACGGAGAAAGUGGAAGGAGGUGAAAGUUUUCAGGAGAACGAACAAUUUUCCGUACAACCACGACCAACAGCACGUGACGAUAACCACGUGCUUGCCCCUUCAACUAGCCACAGGUCACCAAAAGCUAAGAAAUCUCCCCUCCAACUUAGCAGAAAAGGGAAGAAGCGUGAUCGUCUCUUCAUGGGGAAAACUUUCCCAUGCAAAAUCUGCCUGCGUCCCUUCAACAACGCGACUAGUGCUCACACACCCCUCAACCCGGACGAGCUGGAACGGUCUUCAAUUUUCCAUGAGAAAUGUCCCCACUGCGAAAAGGUUUUCUUCACUCGUCACCAGCUUACCAACCACGUGAACGCGCACGAGGGUCGGAAGAACCACGCCUGUCCCACCUGCAAGCAGAAGUUCACCCAAAAACCCCACUUGACUGCGCACCUAUUCGUCCACAUGAGCGGCGAGGAGCGCGCGGAGGUGCGGCAGCGCUGGCGACACGUCUGCUACUUCUGCAGCAAACGGUUCAAAAUUCUAUCCCAUCUCAGUCGUCAUUUGCUGGUCCACACGAAAGAAAAGUUGGGCGGGAGGUGUCACGUGUGUGGAAAAUCGUUCUCCUUGAAGCAAAUCCUGGCCAGGCAUCGGUUCACCCAUCUCUCCGAAGACGAGAAGGUCGCCCUCGUGAAGCAGGGGACGAGUCGAGAGUGCUUAUUCUGCCAGAAGAAAUUCCCCGAUAACAGCACUUAUCAUAAGCACCUGGUCUCCCACACGAAGGAAAAACCCUUUCGUUGCGACCAGUGUGGGAAAUUGUUCCCUCGUAGUAAAAGCUUACAAUUGCACAAGCUUAUUCACACUUCGGAGCAAAAACUGUUCAACUGCGACGAGUGUGAGAAAGCGUUCACUAGUAAACAAAAUCUGGUCAGACACGAGAAGACCGUUCACCGGGGGCUGAAGGACAUCGCUUGUUCCGAGUGCGCCAAGAAAUUCGGGACGAAGGGUGACAUGGUGCGACAUGUGAAGAGUGUUCAUACCAAUAUCCGCCACCCCUGCCCCCACUGCGGGGUGACAUUCACGCAGAAAUGCCAUCUUGGGAGACAUUUGAAGAAGUUGCAUGCUUAAGAUCAUUCUGCUCAUCAAAAGCAAAUUCAAGAAUAACUUUUAUAUAUUUUGUAUUUUUAUGUUUUCUUGAUUUCACUGUUUAUGACAAGUUAAUGAUUCUCCUAAGACUGAUAAAAAUGCCAUAAUUGAAUUAUUAAGGUUUAAACAUAA